UUUCACCUAAUAUAAAAAUACAUUUUUAUAUUAGAUGAAUAUUAUUGAUAUUGCUGAUAGUGAACUCUCACAGCAGAAAUUUGAAAUUAAUAUAUGAUGACUUAUCAUGUUUAGACGCACAAUACAAAAAAUAUAUGUGAUAAAUUAUAUACCGAUUUACGCGCGAUUUAAAUAGUGAAAAAUAGAUAAUUGUGUUAACAAAAUCCGCAAUAUUUUAACAUACUUUUAACGCAAACAAUCUAUGUAUACAGAACAAAAGCAUACAAAUUCUGUGUAAUAAAUAAAAGAAAUAUACAAUGUAAAAAGGGAAAAAAUACAUAUAUAUAACGAGCAGCCCUAUACUUUCCUAUACACCUAUAUUUAUUGGUGGCAACUGUUAACUGAAUUUUGUAAAGUGCAUAUGCGCUUAUUAUCUAUAGUAAACGUAACGUAUUAUAAGUAAAUGAGUGUAUAUGCACUUUACAGAAUCCAGCCAUUACAUUUUUUCCAUUAAUAUAAAUGCUAGACCAAAAAAUUCUAGGAUCGAGUCCAAGAAAGACAGUGCCGGUCCUGAGUGCUGGUUGUGGAAACAUGUGUAAAAGAUAAAAGAAAUAUAUACUGUAACUUUUAUCUUUGUCCCUUCCACUUUCUGAAGCAUUUGAUCAUUCCCAGUCUAUGGCUGUCCAUAGGUUACGCUAAACCUCUUGCGUCAGUAGAAUAGAAUAUCAAUCGAUUCAUUAAGAAAAAUACAAACUGCAAAUUGUUUUUGUAUUAUAUUUGUGUUUAUUAUAUAUAUUUUUGUCGCAUAAAUAAUAGUUACGAUAAAGGAUUUUCUUACCGAGAUUAUUUUAAUAAUUUUGAAAAACGUAACUAUUAGUUUGACGUUGAGAAUGUUAGUACCAAACGUGCAAGCAAUUUUAAAGGAUAUACUCAAAGAUAUGAGAAUUUUUCUCUUCAACGGGUUUCUUUUACUGGGCUUCGUCGUAGCCACAGUACCGGAUGUUCUGGUGCUGGGUUCAUCAAAAUGCGCGGAAACAAUGGACCAGAAUCCGCUUCCGAAUACGUGCUGCUACAACAGAGUUAAUUCGGUAUUGGAAGCCCGAUGCUCCCAAUUGUACGAAAUCCCGUUAGAUUUGAAUCCGGACAUACAGGUGUUGAAUAUUACCAAGAGUAAAAUUCUAAGAUUGAGUAAUGCCAGUCUGCGUUCUUACAAGAAACUGGCCUUCAUCUAUCUACCUGAGAAUAUCAUCCGUUUAAUCGAAGAAACAGCUUUUGCCAAUCAACUUUACUUGGAGGUGCUGGAUCUGUCGCAAAAUCUUUGCUACACUCUCCCCAAAAGUCUCUUCCAAUUGCCACAUUUUCGCACGCUCUAUCUCGGCAAUAACAGACUUACCGAUUUAGUGUUCGAGAUGAAGGUCACCUCGCCUCUCAGACUGCUGGAGCUGAGCGAGAAUUUGCUCACCGUGAUCCCGAACAUAGGCAUCCAGCCGACCCUCCUUAAUCUCAACGUGUCCUACAACAGAAUCACCUCGAUCAGCACCGAGGAUCUGGCGCCCUACUGCUCGCUGAAAGAGCUCGAUCUGACCGGAAAUAGAAUCAGAUUCAACGCGAGCAGCUGCGAUUGUCAGAGGUUCAACGCCUGGGUGAAGCUACGACAGAUCAAGAUAAAGCCCGAUCUCUACAAAUGCAUCGAUCCACCAGCAGCUCUAAACAAGGACUGCGCCAAAGUGAAAUUCAGCUAUUGGACGUACGAACUGUUCAACGAGUGUUUGGCCAUGAUACAGCAGAAGAUGGAGCCCGAGACACCUCGAUCGGUAUGGAUAAACGUCGCUCCGUGCGUUUUGGUGUUCCUCUUUGUGGUGUUUGUGGCGUUGUUUUGCUUGCACAAGCGGUACCGUAGGCGGCACAUGGAACAGGAUGAGCAGCUAACAGUGAUCUACGACAACACCAAACCAUCCAACAGCAACCUGACGAUGAUUAGUGAAAUAAUCUAAUCGAUGAUAGAACGUAGAAUCCUGUUAAAAGAGCUGUUUCUGGCGUCGACAAUAUGCGAGAGUAGAAUUUUUGCGAGAAUAGAAUUUUACGAGUAGGGUUACAUACUCUUAGAUUAUUUAC
This is a messenger RNA of Nylanderia fulva, 2094 nucleotides long. Its product is annotated as lumican-like. NCBI's taxonomy places the organism in Eukaryota, Metazoa, Arthropoda, Insecta, Hymenoptera, Formicidae. The record is from RefSeq and is a predicted model, not a curated record. Gene Ontology annotation, molecular function: protein binding.